Manihot esculenta (cassava) is the source of this 2406-nucleotide messenger RNA. RefSeq names its product xyloglucan galactosyltransferase MUR3. Bases 406 to 2166 code for a protein of 586 amino acids. The record is from RefSeq and is a predicted model, not a curated record. Gene Ontology annotation, molecular function: glycosyltransferase activity. NCBI's taxonomy places the organism in Eukaryota, Viridiplantae, Streptophyta, Magnoliopsida, Malpighiales, Euphorbiaceae. The transcript is spliced from 2 exons.
UCUCUCGUCACUCGUUCUUUCUCAGCGUAGAGAGCUCUGAUCUCUCUCUCUCUCUCUCUCCCUCUGUGCUUUCUACUGCGAAUCUAAUCUAAUCUCUGUAAGUUCUUGCACCCAUCUCUAUGUUCUAAUCAAUGCUUUCCGAACUCGUUUCAAUUGUUUCUUCUUUUGAUUUUCCGCGACAUUAUCUCUUAUCUUUCUAGGUGAGAAACGUCUGUAACAGAUUGCACCGUCACAGAGAUUCGUGCUGAUUCAAUCUUAAAUUUACAUCUCUAAAGUCUUACAAUUUUCUUUGCUUAUAUAUUUGGCUGAGUUUGUGGUUUUGUGUGGUGGGUUGUUGAAUUUGGGAACUGGGUUUCUUGUGUAAUGUGGGUUUUAGUGAGGGAUUGAUCUGGAAUUAGGGUACUAAUGAGACGCCGCCCUGCGGCGAGUGUCCCAUUUGAGCAAAUGGAUAAAGGGACUGGAAAAAAUCAACAGAACCGGCUUUGUUUGUUGGCUUCUCUCUCUGCAUUUUUCUGGAUUCUAUUAUUGUAUUUCCAUUUUGCUGUGUUAGGAGGUAAUAAUGUUGAUCAAUCUGUUAAAUUAGAGGAUCAACCACUAAAUACAGAAUCAAAAACCUCUACCCUUGUAACAGAUGCCCGUUUGACAAACACGCCAUCCAAAACUGCCCCCUUUAUAGAUGCCUCAUUGAAAAAUAUCCCCAGUAUUACUAGUAGUCAAGAGGAGGAGAAUUUCCCGUUUAUGAGGGCUUUGAGAACCAUAGAGAAUAAGAGUGAUCCUUGUGGAGGAAAGUAUAUUUAUGUCCAUGAUUUGCCGCCGAGGUUCAAUGAGGAUAUGUUGAAAGAGUGUAGGAGUUUGAGUCUUUGGACCAAUAUGUGUAAGUUUACUAGUAAUGCCGGAUUGGGACCUCCACUGGAGAAUGUUGAAGGGGUGUUUUCAAACACGGGGUGGUAUGCCACAAAUCAGUUUGCAGUGGAUGUGAUAUUCAGUAAUAGGAUGAAGCAGUAUGAGUGCUUGACGAAUGAUUCUUCCAUUGCUGCUGCAAUUUUUGUGCCAUUUUAUGCAGGAUUUGAUAUUGCAAGGUAUCUUUGGGGAUAUAAUAUCUCCAAGAGGGAUGCUGCUUCUCUUGAUUUGGUUGAUUGGCUUAUGAAGAGGCCAGAGUGGGGGAUUAUGGAAGGCAGGGAUCAUUUUCUGGUGGCAGGGAGGAUAACAUGGGAUUUCAGGAGGUUAACAGAUGAGGAAUCAGAUUGGGGAAACAAAUUACUCUUUUUGCCGGCUGCCAAAAACAUGUCAAUGCUUGUGGUUGAAUCGAGUCCAUGGAAUGCAAACGAUUUUGGCAUUCCUUAUCCCACCUAUUUCCAUCCUGCAAAGGAUGAUGAUGUGUUUGUUUGGCAAGAGCGGAUGAGGAAUUUGGAAAGAAAAUGGCUCUUCUCUUUUGCUGGGGCACCACGUCCUGAUAACCCAAAAUCAAUCAGAGGGCAGAUCAUUGAUCAGUGUAAGAAGUCAAAGGUGGGCAAGCUGUUGGAAUGCGAUUUUGGGGAGAGCAAAUGCCAUUCUCCAAGCAGUAUAAUGCAGAUGUUUCAGAGCUCCCUUUUCUGCUUGCAGCCACAGGGAGAUUCGUAUACACGAAGGUCAGCUUUUGACUCAAUGUUGGCAGGUUGCAUUCCUGUCUUCUUUCAUCCUGGCUCAGCUUACACACAAUAUACUUGGCAUCUGCCAAAGAACUACACUACUUAUUCAGUAUUCAUUCCAGAGGAUGAUAUCCAUAAAAGAAAUGUUAGUGUUGAGGAAGUGCUUAGUAAGAUUCCUCCUGAGCAGGUGAAGAUCAUGAGGGAGAAAGUCAUAAGCCUCAUUCCAGGGCUUAUAUAUGCAGAUCCUCGCUCAAAAUUGGAGACCCUUAAAGAUUCUUUUGAUGUUGCUGUUCAGGCGGUCAUAGACAAAGUUACAAGGUUGAGAAGAAACAUAAUUCAGGGCCGUACAGAAUAUGACAAUUUUGUGGAGGAGAACAGUUGGAAAUAUGAAUUGUUGGACGCAGGACAGCGCGAGGUGGGAGCUCAUGAAUGGGAUCCCUUCUUCUCAAAGCCAAAGGAUGGCAAUAGUGAUUCUGGUGGUUCAUCUGCGGAAGCUGCAAAAAAGUCAUGGAAGAAUGAGCAGAGAGAUCAAUCAUGAGAUCAAGGUAAUAACAGCAAUAGAAGUUAGAGUAAUUCCUAAUGCUCAACAAGGGCAAAGAACAAGACUGCCAACCCUGGCUUCAGUAGGUCAGGUAACAAUUCUGGUUAGAGCCUUGCAAUGAAAACUUUGUAGAAAUUAUUACCAUCAAGUUUGUCAGGCUCAUUUCCUCUUUUCCAAACAGAAACGUAAAUUCAUAUUUUCUGUUUCUAAUAUACUAUAAUCGAAAAUUUCCUUUCA